AUGUCAACUUUAGCAAAACGUAAACGCAACGAAAUUACGGCUGAAAGCGCUAACUGUACGAUAUUUAAUGCAAUUGACAACCGUAGCUUUACAACCUGUACUUCACCUCCUAAUACACCUUUCUAUAUAGACUUAGGCGAUUGUACUUGUAUAUGUGAGUAUUGCGGUGCACGCUUUUGGUAUGAUGAACGUUGUCAUCAGACAUCUGUCAAUGGACAUAUGAGGUACAAACAAUGUUGUAAAGAGGGUAAGGUUAAGUUACCGUUUCCAGGAGCAUAUAACCCCACCAUUAUUAACCUCUUUACAAGAAAUGAAUUUCUCAAUCACAUACGUGCCUAUAACUCAAUGUUCUCUAUGACCUCAUUCGGUGCAAAGGUAGAUGACAGGAUCAAUGACGGUUCUGCUCCAUACGUUUUUAGAGUUGAAGGGCAAAUAUGUCACUGGAUUGGUACAUUAUGUCCUCCAAGAAACGAAAAACCUAGAUUUUUGCAAAUGUACAUCUAUGACACCGAAAAUGAAAUUACUCACAGAUUGGAGCCCUUCAACAGUAGUACUGAACCUCAACUUUCUGUUAACUUUGUUUCACUUAUUUCAAAGGAACUUGCAAUGUCCAAUAAGUUAGUUAAGCUUUUCCAUACUGCUAGAGAUCUUAUUCGGCUAUAUAAUGUCCCCAACUUUUCUAUUAGGUUAUAUAGUUCUUAUAAUGCACAAUCCUAUGACAAACCAAGCGACGGUUGCAUUGGAGCUAUCGUUAACGACAGUGACCCUUUGUCAGAUGGAUUUGACAUCGUUAUCCGUAACAAAGAUAAAGGUCCGCAACGUAUCAAUAAGUUACAUCUACUUUACAUGUCGUUACAAUACCCAUUGUUAUUCAUUUACGGUGAAAGUGGAUGGUCUCCUGAUAUGCGUUUAACUGCACCUGCUGAAACUAAAGAUAGAAAAUUAACCAUGAAUAUGUUUUAUAACUAUCAACUUCAUGAUCGUCUCAACUUAUAUACCUUACUCUUAAGAGGUGGAAGGCUUUUUCAGCAGUACUUGGUUGAUGCCUAUGUAUGUAUGGAACAUGAUAGACUCGAUUACUAUAGGUAUAACCAGAGUACAUUCAGAACCGAACACCUUCAAGGUGUUCAUGAUGCUGUUUCACGGGGAGAUACUGAAGGUCGUGACAUCGGCAAAAGAAUAAUUUUACCGACAUCAUUCAUAGGUGGUCCUCGCUACAUGUACAAACAUUACCAAGACGCCUUAGCGAUUUGCAGAGUCCAUGGAAAUCCACAAUACUUCGUUACUUUUACAUGUAAUGUCAAGUGGCCAGAGAUUGAAAGACAUAUGGCUCAGUACGCUCCCCUUAAGGCCCAAGAUCGUCCAGACAUUAUAGCAAGAGUGUUCCAAUUGAAACUAAAGUCAUUACUUAACUUCAUUAAAACUGAAAAUCCUUUUGGUGACAUUGAGGCAGAUUUAUAUACCAUUGAGUUCCAAAAAAGAGGCAUGCCUCAUCGCCAUUUGUUAUUAUGGGUAUCCUCUUCUCAAAGGAUCAAAGAUGCUGAAGAUAUAGAUAAAUACAUCUCAGCAGAAAUACCUGACCGUGUGCUUCAACCAGAUUUAUACAGAAUUGUGUCUGAAUCAAUGAUGCAUGGCCCAUGUGGUCUUGCAAGAACGAACUCUCCUUGCAUGAAACUAGGCCACUGUUCCAAAAAAUUCCCAAAAAUUUUUGAGCAAACCACAUGCUUUGACAAGAACGGCUACGCACGCUACAGGAGACGAUCAACAACGGCUACAGUUGUAAAAAAUGGUAUUCCAUUAGACAAUCGUGUUGUCGUCCCCUACAAUCCUUUACUAUGUUUAUACUUUGAAGCACAUAUCAAUGUAGAGUAUUGUGGCUGGAGUAUGCUCAUAAAGUACUUAUUCAAGUACAUAUCCAAAAGCCCAGAUCGUAUACAUUACUUGAUCAAUAGAACUCCUGCCAUAACAUCCGAUGCUACAACAAACACAAACCCUAUCCAGGUAGAUGAAAUCAAAAAUUUUGUAGAUAGUCGUUUCAUUUGCCCUCACGAGGCUGCCUGGAGAAUUCUAAACUUUCACAUACAUGAAAGAAACCCGCCCGUUCAAAUGCUAGCAGUUCACUUGGAGAACAUGCAAAGUGUACGGUUCAAAGAUAAAAUCAAUAACGUCGCCAACAAUUCAUAUGCAACAAAAACGACUCUUACUAAAUGGCUACUUAGUAACCGCUACGACUGA
Erigeron canadensis is the source of this 2235-nucleotide messenger RNA. RefSeq lists its product as uncharacterized. The coding region runs from base 1 to 2235 and encodes 744 amino acids. The transcript is spliced from 2 exons. The record is from RefSeq and is a predicted model, not a curated record. NCBI's taxonomy places the organism in Eukaryota, Viridiplantae, Streptophyta, Magnoliopsida, Asterales, Asteraceae.